AUGAAAGCUGCAAUGGGUGGAUGGAUAGGAUCCGCUGAUUGCAUUCCCGGUCGCGUUUGGACAGUGGAGGAAUUGCUCGAGCAAGGCUUCAAGCUUGAACGCUGGGAUGGAAGGGAGCCUUGUGGAAUUUUGGAUGACAAAAACAAACUCAUCAUCGUUCUCGUCGGCGCACCACAGGACCCAUCUUGGGAGGACGCAAUGCGGCAAGUACAGGAAGUCUUCACCGUGGAACCUCGCGCAGAGGCGAUUUCUUCUCCAUUCAAGCUGGAGUGUCUUAUGGGGGCGGUCAAAUGGUGGGACAUCUAA
Molecule: messenger RNA, 306 nt
Organism: Cyclocybe aegerita
Lineage: Eukaryota; Fungi; Basidiomycota; Agaricomycetes; Agaricales; Hemipholiotaceae
Source: the annotation of a GenBank genome assembly